This is a messenger RNA of Protopterus annectens (West African lungfish), 18067 nucleotides long. It is a transcript of the gene BTBD7, whose product is annotated as BTB domain containing 7. The transcript is spliced from 11 exons. Gene Ontology annotation, biological process: morphogenesis of a branching epithelium. The record is from RefSeq and is a predicted model, not a curated record. Lineage: Eukaryota; Metazoa; Chordata; Ceratodontiformes; Protopteridae. Gene Ontology annotation, molecular function: protein binding. Bases 353 to 3676 code for a protein of 1107 amino acids.
AUUUCCGUUUCUUGGGAGUCUGGCGUAGUUUCUGUAGGGAUUUCGUUGGAAAUGGUGUUUGAAUUAUACAGAUUCCGGACUAAUCUAGUAGAGACUACUUUUACUAUUUCGUGCAAAUUAAGCAGCGUUGUGCUUUGCUAAAAUGCUGAUCGAAGAGAAUUGUUUACAAUUGUCGGAAGUGUGCUUUGAUUUUGGAAGUUACGGUAUUGGUAAUGCAUCUUGCUGAACAGCGCUGGCUACCGAAAUGGAUGGCCAGAGCCUAGAGGUCUCCAGCUGGAUGGUUUGCAGCGAGUUAUGGAAAUAUAUAGAGAAGGAACAUCAGGCAAAAUGCCUCGGCUUGUGAUCUAAGAAGAUGGGUGCUAAUGCAUCUAACUACCCACAUUCAUGCUCCCCACGGGUAGGGGGAAAUUCGCAGACACAGCAAACAUUUAUAGGAACAUCAUCCUAUUCACAGCAAGGCUAUGGCUGUGAUUCAAAGCUGUACAGUCUUGAACAUGGCCAUGAGAAACCUCAGGACAAGAAGAAGAAAUCUUCCAGUCUUGCAACACUUAAAAAAAAGUUCAUUAAACGAAGGAAAUCGAGUCGCUCUGCUGAUCAUGUCAAGCAGAUGCGUGAACUACUCUGUGGCUGGGAUGUAAGGGAUGUUAAUGCAUUAGUUGAAGAAUAUGAAGGUACUGCUGCCUUAAAAGAACUAUCUUUGCAAGCAAGUUUGGCAAGGCCAGACACCAGGACUUUACAGAAAGAUUUGGCAGACCUUUAUGAGUACAAGUACUGCACUGAUGUGGAUUUAAUAUUUCAAGACACCUGUUUCCCUGUUCACCGAGCCAUUUUAGCUGCAAGAUGCCCCUUUUUUAAGACAUUGUUAUCAUCUUCCCCAGAGUAUGGGGCAGAGAUAAUGAUGGACAUAAAUACUGCUGGUAUUGACAUGUCUAUGUUUUCUGCUUUGUUACACUACCUUUAUACUGGGGAAUUUGCUGUGGAUGACUCCCGAUUUCAAAAUGUUGAUAUUUUGAUCCAGCUGAGUGAAGAAUUUGGAACACCUAAUUCUUUAGCUGUAGAUUUACGCGGACUCUUUGAUUACAUGUGUUAUUAUGAUGCUGUUCUAAGUUUUGCUUCCAAUCCCGAGUUAGAAACAUUUGGUGGAAACCAGGGUUGCCUAGAGGAAGAACUUAGAGCACACAAGGCAAUCCUGUCAGCACGAUCACCCUUUUUUAGAAAUCUUCUUCAAAGACGUAUAAGAACUGGUGAAGAAAUUACAGAUCGAACACUUCAGACUCCAACAAGAAUUGUGUUGGAUGAAUCCAUCAUUCCCAAAAAAUAUGCUAAAGUUAUUUUGCAUUGUAUGUACACAGACGUAGUGGAUAUGUCCCUUGUUUUGCAUAGUAGUCCAUCUGUGGGGAGCUUAAGUGAAGUUCAGGCUUUGGUAGCAGGAAAACCAAACAUGACUAGGGCUGAGGAAGCGAUGGAACUUUAUCACAUAGCUCUGUUUUUGGAAUUCAACAUGCUUGCACAAGGCUGUGAAGAUAUUAUAGCUGAAAGCAUCUGUCUGGAUUCCUUAAUCUCCAUUUUGAAGUGGAGUUCCCAACCAUAUGGCUCUAAAUGGGUCUAUCGUCAGAUUCUGCAUUUCCUCUGUGAGGAAUUCAGUCAAGUCAUGACAUCUGAGGUCUUCUAUGAAUUCACCAAGGAUCAUCUGCUCACUGUUCUUCAGUCUGAUUAUUUACAGUCAAGUGAACAAGACAUCUUAAAAUAUCUUGUUAAAUGGGGCGAACAUCAGCUGAUGAAAAGAAUGGCAGACAGAGAGCCCAAUUUGUUAAGUGGGACUGCUCACAGUGUCAACAAACGAGGUGUAAAAAGGAGGGACCUCGAUAUUGAGGAACUGAGAGAGAUACUGUCACCUCUCUUACCUUUUGUUCGUAUUGAGCAUAUUCUGCCAGCAAAUAGUGAAGUGCUGAGUGAUGCUAUGAAAAGAGGCCUGAUUAGCACCCCUCCCUCAGAUAUGUUGCCGGUAGCAGAAGGAGGAAAAUCAAAUGCCUGGUUACGUCAGAAGAAUGCUGGAAUAUAUGUUCGUCCCAGAUUGUUUUCACCAUAUGUUGAAGAAGCAAAGUCUGUUUUGGAUGAAAUGAUGGUAGAACAAACUGACCUGGUUCGCUUGCGAAUGGUUAGAAUGUCCAAUGUUCCAGAUACUCUGUACAUGGUGAACAAUGCAGUUCCACAGUGCUGUCACAUCAUCAGUCACCAGCAGAUAAACAGUGGGCAGUCCAGCCCUCCUACUGUGAUAGCCAAUGAAAUCCCAGUCCCUCCUCUUAACAUUGUUAAAGAGAUGAUAAGGAAGCUUCAGGAACUUCGCCAUACUGAACAGGUGCAGAGAGCAUAUGCUUUAAACUGUGGAGAAGGUGCCACUGUCAGCUAUGAAAUUCAGAUUCGUGUUCUGAGAGAAUUUGGACUUCCUGAUGCAGCUGCUGAACUCCUGCAGAAUCCUCAUAAGUUCUUUCCUGAUGAACGGUUUGGUGAUGAAAGUCCUGUUUUGACAGUAAGGCAAACUGGAAGAUGUCGAAUUAAUAGCACUCCUGCUGCAGAAACAAUGUUUACAGACAUUGACCCCUAUGUGGCCUUCCAUCCACCAUUACCUCCACCACCACCUCCUUAUCACCCACCAGCCACACCAAGUCAGAAUCACCUUAAAUCUGGCUGGAAACAAAGAUUACCCAGUCAACCCCCUUCGCGAUCCUUUUCUUAUCCUUGUAACCAUUCACUGUUCAACCCUCGUGCAGUUUCGAAAGCUGUUUAUCCUAAUAUUAAAGUGCUUCCACCUGAUUGCACUAAUACGACAGGAUUUGGAAGGCCAGCAGUUGAGCAGCAGAUUAGUCCUGAACCUAUGCUGAACGAACUUGUUCCUGAUAUUGCAAUGGGAGUGUCUUCAAUGUCCCUGAAGGAAAGGAGACUCCCUGAACUGACUGAUACAACUGUGCAUCACUCAGAACCAGUUCCAGGAUCUUCUCAGCAUGCUUCUUGUAUUCAGAACAGGCACAUGUAUGGGUCGCGUGUGAAAUAUCCACUUGAGCAGAAAGCAGAGAUCAGAGAAACCCAUCAGGAAUACCCUGACCUGUAUGAUAUUUCUAAUACUGCUUGCAGACCUUCUACACCAGCAUCUAGUAGACAUACCUCUAUGACAUCACAUGGUCUUUAUUUAGGUCCAGAUCUGUACAACCAUAACAGACCACCUCAAAGUGGUCUUUUACCAACUUACUUGCCACAUCAGGCAUCACCGAAAAAGCAUGAAGAUUCAAGAAGGGAGUAUUUGCUUUCUCAGGAUGUACAUCAGCAGAGACAAAAGAAGGAGCCGCUACACCUUGAUGUCUUGGAGCAGCCUCCUCAGAGGCUUGACCUUGCACUGGCAGCGCAGGAGAAUGCUGCAAAUUCUGCACUCACAAGAGGCAUAAUAAAAAUAGACACUGAUUUGACCUAUGGUUUAGGUCCUGUUCGUCCCUCACUAACUGCAUACAGCUCAGAGGUACAUGAAGAGAGGUCUUGCAGGAGAACAGACAGUGGUCCACUAGAGCAUGGAGCCAUUGCACCAGUUCAGAGAAAUGCAGAGACAGAAAGAGAGGAUGCAGUAAGUCGAGAAAGGAGGUCUCCAUGCAAACCAGACUUUCCAUAUAAAAAAUCUGCUCUUUGAGACUGGUCUACCAUAGCUAUUUUAACCAUAAGAGUAUUUGUUUGAGGUAUUUUUCUUUGCAGUUCUAUCACCCUAGUUGGAAAAGAGACUGGAUUUGUUUUGAGAAUCAAAAUCGUAUCAGAUUCAUUAUAAUUUAGUUUGCUGUACUCAUAUUUUUAUAUAUCUAAUCUGUUUAUUUGAAUAUAGCUGGCACAUUUUGUGUUUUAAGCAGCUGGAAUGAGCAAACAUUUUUUAACACAUUCUUAAAAAAGAGGUUUACUAAGGGGGUGAAUGGGUAUAGCCUUGUUGCUUUAAGACAUUCAGUGUAAAUACAAAGAAAGCUCUUGUGUUACUCCUUGUAAAUGGGGAUUAUAUACCAUAUGGGUGUUACUCAGGUUACAGGCCUCGCUGAGUGUAGCUGUAGCUUUAUAGUUGAAACCUUUAUUAAUAUUUUAAAUUCAUUUGCACACUUUAUGCACAUAAAUUAAUACAAAACUACAAAGGUUUCCUAAUAAUUUUAGGAUGUACGUCAUAUAAUGAAAAAUUAUAUGCAUAAAAUUAACAAACAGCGUGAGCAAAGUUUUGAAGUAAUUAAUUGUACAGUAAAAUAUAAUAUACUUAUUAAUGUUAAUUAUCUAAGAGUUUGCCAGAUCCUCAUGUCUCCCAUUACUUAUUAGUUUGUUUUGUCUUUUUCAAGUCUGCAGAAUAAGCGUCUUCAUCAUGAAAGCAUACUGUUAGCAAAAGUAAUUUCACUUGUGUACUGUUUUUUUGGAACUUUUGGUUCUAUAGCCACAACACGUAUGCAGGACUUUAGUGCAUUCUGUUAUGUGCUUCCUGUUUGAUAGUCUGUGUUGGUUAGAAAACUUUGGGACUAUCUCAGUGUCAUCGUGAGAAUUCCAUUGUCCCAAUUAAGUAUCUUUUGCUCUGGUAUUCUGUGAGAAUGUGAAGGUUCUUUUUUGCAUUUGUUUCUUCAUGUCUUUUGACCCAUUCCCUUGCCUUUUCAGCAGUUAUUUUAAAUGGGGGCUUCAUUGUAUUUACAGUCACUUUUCACAUUAAGCAAGUUUUGUUGUGUUUAAAUCAAACUCUUCUCUACUCAUAACUUCUGUCUGCAGAUGUUAUUCCAGUGGCUUUGGUGCCUAUCUUGUCAGAUAUUUUUUCCUUUUUUUUUACAUGGAUGCCUUGGAAGCCUAGAAAGUAUUUUGCCGUUUGUAUUUUCUAGGUUGCUUUCUUGAGUGCAUGUGCACACGUGUGUUUUUUUCCUUCUCAUAUACCUGGGGUCACUCACUCAUCCAUUAUUUAGUUUUACUUCUUUCCCUGUUUGUAUGUUAAGAGUAUGGUAAUCUGUGUUUAGCAUCUUCAGUUUGUAAGUAGACUUGCUUACUUCAUGUUUUCAUUGAGAAUAGGUGCUUAUCAUUUGAAUUUUGUUAGUGUGUUUAUGGUGCAGAUUUGAAAACCAUACUUUUGAUUUGAUGAGCAUUUUGUUUGGAUAACUUUUUUUUUUUUUUUUUUUUUUUUUUUAAGUGCAGCUAAUCAGAUAUUUUGUAAUGCAUUUCUCAGUUGUCUGCAAGUUUUUGCCCAUUAUUAUUUCUUUCCUUCUAACAGCAAUCCUUCAGUGCAGUGAAUGUCUGGUAUGUUUUGUAUGCUCAUAAUUCACUUUUGCAAAUACAUGUUGUAUAUCAUAACAUUUUGUUUUAAUUACAGUACUGUGCCUUCUGAACAGAACUUUUGAUUGUUGUACUUUGCCAUCUGGUGGAGUGCUCCAAUUUACUGCAUUUUAACUGCUUUCCAGCUGCUUAACCAGUCAUUUGUAGGAAAAGCAUACAUUAUCUGUAAUUGUCACCCCCUCCCACCCAGAUUAAAACUGUAACUAUCCAAUGUCUAUGUAUUGGUCAUAAAAAAUUAUCACAAUCUAUUUCAGUCAAGUCAUGUAAGUUGUCCUUGUUUUACUGCUCCAGGUUGCAGUGUUAAAAUAUGCACAUAGUUUAAGAAAGGUGUGUAUCCUUUUGUUUUACUGCCAAAGGACAGGGAGCAGUCCCUUUGUGGAAAUCAUGUGUUACCCAUGCAUAAUGUAAACGAGUUUGUAUGUGUGUACAACUCUGUUUGCAUCUGGAGGCUUCUGUGAUUAACCGUCUCUGAAGGGUCCUCAAAAAAUGAACAUUAACUCCAGUGGCACAAAAUUGCUGUCAGAAGAUCACAGCAUUUGAAAUGGGUAUGUCACAUCAUGUGGCAAGUUCCCCACCCUUUUUGUGUAGAAGCUGCACUACUGCUUUAAUAUAAUCAAUUCUAAGGUCAUCAUUUGUCAGAGGAAAAGGCUGAUCAUUGUUUUUUGCUCAAAGUAUCAAGUGUUCAUUUUUACUUCAUCAGAUUUGGAGAAAUGCAUUUUUAUAAACACAGUUCUUGAAUUAAUGUGAUGCAAGCACUAGCAUUUCAGCAGACUUGAGUGAUUCCUGCCUUUGAAAGACAUCACCGUGGGUACUCAUGAUAUAUGUGAGAUUGUAAUUGUAGCCUUUAUGUGGAUGUUUCCUGAUUCAUGCCUUUGUUUACUGCAUGGCCAAAUCAGAUCAGAUCUGUAGUUGAGCAGAGAGUCAGGAAUCAUCAAAACUGGUAAGUCAGCAGUGCAUGUUGUCAGUUUUAGCAGCGUUACAGAAUAAGGUUGUAUAGGUGGAAACCCCCCCAGUACACCUCUUAAGCUCUCAAUCUUGGCAGUUUCUGAUAUCAUCAUCCAGUUCCCUGAUCUCUCUGAAAUAAUUGCAUGUUCGUCUAUCAAAUACUGGAGUCAGUGGAAAAAAAAGACUUCCUAUUUCACUGAUGUAUGGUGCAGAGCUCACCGUGCAUCCCUGCCAGGAGAAGUGCUUUUUUUUUUCUCAAGAGUUUAUUGUUUAGAAGUAUAUGUGUGGCUCCUUAUAAGAACAUGGCAGAGGCAAGAAUUACACCAGGCUGUGUCAGAAUUGUAGAAUGAUAGUUUAAUUUUGAAAAAAAACAUCAUACUGGCAGAUGAGACAAGUCGUUGGAACUGCAACAAGUGUUUGCCAGAUAUUUCACUGGUGCUUAGUUCUGAAUGCCUCUGUACUCUGUUCUUUCGCACUGCUUGUCAGAGUGUAAAUCUGCCUGUAUAAAAUAAUCUGUCAUAGAAUUGUUGAGGACUCUCAAAGUGUACCAGAUCCUAGCAGAGUGCCAAAACAGUGUCACCCCCACCCCCCAGUAUUUUUUUUUAUUCUAACGUAAAGUUUGCAAGUUGUGGCAACAAUGUGCAAUAUUUUGGAUGUUCAUCGUGUUACCCUGCUGCAGUCAUCACACUUGGGUUAUCCUGCCGUCAGGCGGUCCCGCAGUCGGCCCGAAUUCCAAAGUCUUGGUCUGGCGUCGGUUGCUGUCACUUCUUCCCUGACGUCAAUGCGCCAGGGGUAUAUCAGAGGUAUCCGACACCAUUUUCUUCAGUCUUUUUCUUGUCUUAGUCUUUCACGUAAACAUGAACCAUUUUAAACAGUGACAUUUUGAUUAAACAUCAUAUUGGAAAACAUGGUUAAGCAAUUAAGUACAUAGUACUUAACCACAGAAACCCAGAAGAGAUUGAAGAGAAUUUUUGUAAAAUGGCAUUUUGGAAAGAGAUCUGAAUGUUUAGAUGGAUGAAGCUAAUCUGAUAGAUUCGCCUAAGUAAACACACACACAGUUUCUGAUUGAUGCAGUCUUGUUAGGACCCAUUAGAGUGCUUCUAGUUGUGUUUGACUGCUUUGGUUCCCAGACUAUACUUUCAGCAUUAAUACAUGUUGAUGACAGUGGUCUACCUUCCACUGUAGGUAACAGUUUUUUUCCCUUGCAGUAUCCUAUAAACAUUAUUUGGUGCCCAGAAGUCCUGCAGUGUCUUUCAGUUUCAUUAUUUCCAUUUACCCAUUGUAGGUUGUAGUCCAUAAUUUUGUAUCCUAAAAUGGUCUUGCUGAGAUAAGUUAAUUGCUGAAUAUAUUAGGGGAGAAACUUCAUCCAUCUCUUCUGUAUUGUAGGCUUUUGACUGUGUUUGAUAACACCUCUUUAGUGCUGGUCCUACAGUCCUGUGUGUGUGUCCAGGAAAACCCAACAGAUUUUUUUAAGGUGCUAGACCAACACAAACAGCUGUAUAACAAGCCUACAUCAGAUCCAUCAGUUAUUUCCAUUGGUAAAUCUGGGCAUCCAGGCUGGUGGCAUUCCAGGGCAAUCUUCCAAAAAUGACUGGGAAAAUAGAGUUGUAGAUAGUUUUGUUAAAAAGGUUUGUAAACCAAGCAAGAAAUCCUGAAAAGUUAGAUUGAUAGUUGCUUUUGCAUGAGAUUUGUUCAAGCUCAUGGGGAGAAAGGACAGGCAACCUAGAAUGAGAUUUUUUCUAGCUCAUGGGAAAAAGUUAGGACAGGCCAUUAGACCUCACAUUCAGUAGCAGAUUCCCUUCUCUACUGGCAGACAUAUUUUUCUGCCACUACUGACACUGACUCAUGAUGGAAGAAGGCUGUGUGGUCAGCUUUCACAUAACUAACAAAAAAUAGGGAUAGAGAGUCCAGAAGUAAAAAGUGUUACAGGUCGUCUGCAGUUCGACAUUUUUUUUGAUGCUGUUGAAAAGCUGACCAUUAAUCAGCAGUUCAAAAAUUACCAGCUUUUUUCUUUGAGAUCACAGAACUGUGUGGAUUGAGGAAUGUGCUGUUUCCCCACUGCAGUGCAGUCUCUCAUUUGGUUUAUUUAAUUAGCAGGGGGUGUGGGGGACACAGCCACUCAUCUAGGGGGGCUUUCCUCCCAUGCAGAACAGGUUAAGGUUGUAUCUCAAUCUUUGUUUAAUUUGACAUGUUAAGGAAAUGUCAUAAAUCCCUAGAUUUAAAACAAAGCAGCAACUGUCAAAAAAACAGAAAAAUGUUUGAUUUGAUGACUAAAACACCAGCCAGCAAACCAGGUUUCAUUUCCAGUCGGUGGAACAUCUGCAUUGCCGACAUCUUAACAAACCAACCCAUAUUUAGAGGAACCAAAGCAGGAAAUGGAGAGUAAAUAUAGUAUGCAUUUGCUUCACUAAUUAAAUCAGAACAAACUUCAUAUUGCAUAGAAAGUCACCAGUAAUCCCAAUUUUAAUUUACAAAUACAUCUACUCAUCAGCAUGUUAACCCACUUUAUAUAUGAAAACUUACUCAGAAAGUUAUGUCAUUCAGUUUGGCAGACUCUAGUGGACCAAUGAUAUCAUUACAAGAUGUAAACGAUUUUUAAAAUCCUGUUAACAUACAAAAAAGGCAGAACUUUUUCUUUUCUUAGAAUGAAAAAUAUGCAAUUUAGCUUCUUUAGUAGAAGUUGACAUCAUCCUGUCAAUCCCUGUAAACUUAAAUUUAUGUGUUAUGUUGUAUCUUAUGUCAGACUAAUGCAGUGCAUUGUCUAGAAUGUUUAAGGUCAUGUAUAUGUAAAGUCAUUCUUUUUCAGAGGACCUGGGGUUUCCUCUACACUGAAUGUUUGCAAAUCCCAAGGUAAAUAAACAGCUGUAUGCUGCAGGUAAAAAGUUCUGUGAUGUCAAAAAUUCUGUGGUAUUUUUAAUAGAAAAAGAUUAGACCUGGGCAACAAAUGAACAAAACAGCACAAUUGCCACAAGGGAAACAAUCCUUGGGUUUAGUAGCUGAAAUACGUUUGAGUAAAUUUAGACCUGUAGGGGUCCUUAAAGUAAAGUUAGCAUCUUGCCUUUUCUGUAUGCAAAACACGUUAUUCAGAAAUAACAGUGCCAAAAAACUUGUUAGUUUUCAUAAAUAGCCGAUUUUUAUUAACAAUGAUCCUUAUUUUAUAACUUCCAUAAGUCGGUAAAAAUGUAGGUGGUAACCUGGCAGAAGCCCCAAAAAUCUAGGUGGUAACCUAGUUGAAGACCCAGUUUCCCUGUUUUUAACCAUCAGCAAGUUGGAAUGUUUUUUUCAGAAAUUUGCAGCAUUGUUUUCUGAAUAAGAUUCCUACUGUAUCCCUUUGUCAAAAAUAAAUUGCUAAGAUCACAAGUGCUGGUUACAGAUGCAGUUUACUGUAUGAAACUGGGAAGUAGAAGUGUUCUUGUUUAUGGAUGGCAACUUGUAAUAUAAUGUUGCAUUUCCUGGAAAAUGCUUCAUGGUACAAAUUGUUUUGUAAAGUACCAUUUAAUAGUUUAAUAACUGAAACAUUAAAAAUUGUGAUAAAUAGAUUGUUUAGCAGUAAAGCUUAACCUCAUACUAUUAUUUAAAUACACAACAAAGGCAAAUGUGGAUGUCACCUUCACACAAACCCCAACAGUCACUUUGAAAUCUUCUCCAUAUGUUAAAUGUGGUAAUUAUUGGAACUAUCGUAGACAUAGUGUUGCUAAAAAAAGUAAAGAUCUGCAUAAAUGGGGACAACUUUCACUCUGUAGCUUAAAAAAACUUUUACUAUCAAAAUGAAUAGCUUUCUUUUCUAAUACCAGCUGCAUAACCUGGAGGAGAAACUGAAUAAAUGGCUUGGAAUAUAACUCCACUAGUGGUUACCAAAUACUGAAUAGCUUGUAUCCCCCUGUCAUGGGCAAUAAAAGUAUAUAAACUUUCCACAUCUACAGUGCAAAGAAAAAUGGUGUUAAGGACCUGAAUUUGAUACACAAGAAACAAGAGUUCAAUUGUGUCACCAAUGUGGUCCCUAACUAGCAUCAAAUGAGGUUUUAGUUAGAAUUGUAAAAAGUCAGAGUCUACAAGGGGGGAGCCCCUUUAAUAAGUAAUAGGUCUUCCUGAUGGUGUUCUUAUAUUUUUAUGUACCUUAGGAAGUAAAUAAAAAUGUUGACUCAUAGGUAACUUCAUAGUUAACUGUUGUAUAACAUAGUAAAUGACUGUUUUCCAUGUUAUCAGAAAAUUUGUUUUGAUUUAAUUAAUUAAUUGAAUUUAUAAUAUAUUUAUUCUCCAUGGUUUCUUGGAGUCAGCACUGAAGAAGUUCCACCUAGUUAGAACAAAACUUGGUUUGCUUGCUGUUGUUUUGAUCUUCACAUCAAGUAUUUUUUUUGUUUGAUUGUUCGGUUUUCUUUUUUAUUUUAUAUAAAUUUUAUAUGUGUACCUUUUCAGGUAGCUCUAUGCACUUUUGUUUUGGUGUAUGUAUAUGUGUAUCGCACACACACACACACACACACACACACACACACACACACACACCUUUAAAUGUGCCAUUUCUGGUAUUCUGUUCUCUCUCUCUCUCAUGUACACAGUAUGUUAAAAAAUUGCUGCCAAAAAAAUUAUAGCGGGCCCUUGUACAACAUACCAUUUGCUGACCACCACGUCCUGAAUUGUGAUAUUGAAUUUGCCCAUCGUGGAUCAAAAAUUUGGUUUACAAAAAAACAGUUGUGAAAUGAAUAUUACAGAAAAGUGUGCCACAGAACACAACAGACAGAAAAACCCAUAAAGUGACUACACUGAAACUAUCAUACCAAAAUUCCACUCCUUUAGGGAGGAGAUGCAGUUGUCCAUGCCUUCUAAGCCUUGGUACGGUCUUUUAACUUCCAGUAGUCAAGUUUGCUUCUUCCAUACCAAAAGACAGUCUUGGGAGCCAUUCCAGCUCCCACAUCCCAUUAACAUGUCCUUUCCCAGGACAAAAUCUUACUCCUGAACCACUUCUUCCUGAGGACAUUCCUGAAAUCUGUUCCAACAUUCCGAAUGUUCUUGAAAACCAUGUGGUUUAUGUCACCCACCAGUGGUACUUCAGAAGCUAGUGGGACCAAUGCAUUUUGUUGAAAGUAAUUCUUUUCAUCUCCAUCAAGAAGGAACUCAUUUUGGUAGGCUGAAAAGGUUAUCUGCAACCAAAGCUUUCCCUUUACCCCCAUCAGUUUUGAGUCAGAAGCUCACCAUUUGCCUUAGACUAUGGCUGUGGAUCUCAAAUGCUUUUAAUCAAAGUGCAGGUCAUAUACUCCACACACCCUUGAAACAACACACAAAUGUGAUAAAAAGAUGAUGGCAAAUUCCAUCUCAAGUGUUCAUAUCAGUACUAAACUCAGGGAGCCUUCAAAUGGUACCUGGACGUACAUACUAGAUGUGGCGCACCAGAAAGCAUAGGGUGCAUGUGUUCAUACCCUCCCUGCAGGAUAGCUUUUGAAGCUUUAGAAGUCCUGGCAAUCCAUUUGGCAUGCAUAUGUGGACUGUCUACAUCACCGGCCUUCAGAGCUCUGCGCCAAACUGCCUGAAUGGUGACUUAACUGAACAAAGGGAGUUUUCCUCAAGACCACAGAAAAACAUUAGAAGAGAGACAUAUUUGCAUCUCCAGAGAGCCACCGCAUUUCAUGCCAGUGCAAAACACACAUCGCAGAUUCAUUCACAUGUUUAGUUUACUUGCUGCAGGUUUUAUAAGGCUUAAGUGAAACUCUCAUAUCUGUUAGUCUGACUCAGAAAAAUGGCAGAUUUAUUCUGAAGCAUCACAGCUGGAACCAGGGAUUCUGUACACCUUCCCUCCAGUUCCAUUCAACCAAAUAGUUAUGGUAAAACAAAAAAUGAAAAGGGAGCACUUGCCUUGAUUGCUAUAAACUAGCAGGAAUGGUUUGGUUUUCCCAGCUAAUCUGCAUAUUCAGAAAGAUCCCAAUGACUCUUCCAGUUCAUUGCACCUUGCUGUCUCAGCAAAAAGUGGCCAUAGUAUAACCCAUCCUCAAGGGCCUCCAGUGCCAGUAAACUUUUCAGGUUAGUCUUCCUUUGUUGCAUAUUCUCCUCAUCAGUCGCCAGUUGCCUGCAUGUUAAGAGGAGACUAGAAAGCCUAACAUAGAAGAAUCUUACCAAGUGGGAGAUUUUUCUGGAUGUGUAGCAGGAAAUGCCUAGAUCCAGCAUCCUCCCUUGUGGCUCUUGUAAUGCUGUACUUGUCUGAGCUGUUUAGGUCAUGCCUAGACUACUCCACCAUUAAAGUAUAUUUGUCAUUAGGACCGGCCUUUGGUCAACUGGUGCCCUAGAUAAAAGGUCUCCACUACACCCCCCAACACCACCCUGUCCCCCCAUCCUGAUCUAUCUUUAUAGAACAGAUUACUGUAAAAGUGCCCCUGCUAGAACGACGCCCUAGGCGGCCGUCUAGUUGGCCUAUGCCUAAGGCUGGCCGUGUUUGUCAUCAGUUUCACUAUGUUUGCCUUUGGUUUCUUCAGUCUCUUACAACUUUUUAAAUGAAUUUUUGGCCCCUCCUUGCAGCUGACUGCCAGUCGCUCUCAGUGGCCUCUCCUUGUUCACCUGAUCUGCCAAUUCCAACAAGCCAUUCUGGACUUCCUCUGACCUGUUCAUGGCCAUUGAGGAGAUCGAGGCACCCUGGGGUAGUGUCAUUGCUCCUAAGGAGGUUUUUUUUCCCCAUUAUGUACUAAGUUUUUCCCCUUCUCUGUCAUGCAACUAUACUGUCCAAGAAUGGAAAUGCAGUGACUAUAUGGGUGUAUUAUUUCCUCCUUCGGGCAACUCAUCCAGUGCCCUGCCUCCCUAUACUGGUCUCUGACCUCUGCCUACGUUUGACUGCAAAGUGCACCUGAAUUUAGUCUCCCACUCCCAUGAUGGUUACACUUGUCCUCCCUGACCAGUGCCUCUAAUACCUGAGCCACUAAUUGCACCCACUCCACCUGGGUUGUAGUCGCAGCAUUGUCCCUCCAUUCGCACUAGUAGUUUCUUUCUGGUCUACUGCAAGUCCUUAAAAGCAGGCUUUACCUGAGGCCUAUCAAGAGACCAGUUUUCUCCUUCCUGGAUUUCAGCUUCAUAAAUGAGAACUCGUAGUCUUGCCUUUAUUCUGCCAAUUUUUGCUGCUGUUGGAUUUUUAUCCUAGAAUACUCUUAGUAUUCACCACUGUGGACAGGUGUAUGUUAGAAUGAGAGGGCUUGUUGUAUAAAGACCAUUAGGAAAGUUUCAAGAUUAGUUUCUACUUCAUAUCUGAGAUGGCCUCUGAUAUCUCCAAGUCAUUUCAUUCAUCUUGCCCUUUUUUAAUAAUCAGCAAAUGGAUGAUAUUUAUGCUAUCUCAUCUUUUAACAGCAUGUGCAUAUGCAAUCCAUCUUAUACUAAGUGAUCCAAAGACUUUAGACAGUCUGAGUUUGCCAGAGAAGCAGGGUAUGCCAUUAUCUAAACAGAGCAUCUUGAACUGGUUAGCUGAUGAUACUGCUACCAUGGGAAGACUGUUACUGGACAGGUCAGAACACACAGUUUAAGGUAGCUAUCACCACCAUAGCCUUCCUUAAGAUGUCUCCCCUCAGUUUCUGUAAGGCUGCUAAUUGGAUUCAGGUUACACAUUCUGCAAGCAUUAUAAAAUGGAUAUUCAGUGAAGGAGUAAGCUUGGCUUUGCCUCGGCUGUCCUAAAGGGCCUGAUGUAGUCCUAAUUGGAGGUCUGGGCUCGGUACUGUCUCACUUCUUGCUAAUUUCUCAUACAUCCUUAAAGGUACUGCAGCAAUGAUUUUUGUGAUGAACGAUGUAAAGCUGUGCUGGGAUACUUGCCCUAACUGCAUAUGUUGAAAUAGAUUCAUUGCUGCAGUAAGUAUUUCCAGCCAACCCUAACCACCCUUUUCCUGCACAUGUCUUAUUACCCUUCUUGGUAGUAUCUUCCUUUUUCGCCCCUGGGGACAGGCUGUUUCAUGGUAGCCAUGUAUACAUUGAUAAUUGUGGUGCUGUUAAUGUCAGGGUCUCUUGUGUGGUGGCAGACACAAGUGCAUAUUUGAGAGCUUAAAAUUUUGUUUUCAUUUCCCUUACUGUUUUUUUGCUGAACCUUCUCUGUUGAGUGAGUGCAGGUCAUAUAGCCAUAUUUGAUAUUGGCUGUGUGUUACAAAUAGAGGAGAAUCCCUAACUGACGACCUCUGGGGCUGUAGCUGAGCCUAGUCUGUGCAUCUGACUGCUCUGGAAGUCUGACCUGUGUUUAAAUCCCAUUCACUUAUGAAUACAUCGAAGCAGUGAUCUUGUUUGUUUGAACAUCCAGUUAGGAUGCAUACCCAUGCUUUAACAAUACUUUGAAGUGUCAUGUGCAGCUCUAGAGUAGUUGUGAAUAUACACUUGCUUGACAACUGCUUUUUUUAAAAACUGUACUCCCUACAGCCAGUUGUGGGGAAAAAAUACAUUGUAGCAACUUGUAUGAGGCUGUAAAAUUAAUAGGCUAGAAACAAGUGUACAAUUUCUUGCAUUAAAGUUGCUGACUCUGGAGUUGAUAAAGAAAUUUCAGUGAAUGGAUGAUAUUUCUGCUGUCUCUUGUCUUUUAAUAGGUCCAUUUGACCAGCAUUUUAUAAGCUACGUUUUUGUACCUAGCAUUUAAUAAUUUUAGUCACCAGUUCUGUUUUGUACUACAUGCUGGACAUGAAUCUGUUUUUAUUAACAAGAGUUACCAAAAGAGCUUUGUAAUGAGUAUGUAAAUAAAAUGCAUUUCUGGUAUACCUGUGCUGAAAGAAUAGUGUGUAUUUUGUAACCAUCCAUCUGUCGUAGCAAAAAAGGGUAUAAGGCAGAAAUCAGUCCUGGACAGGAUGUUAGUCUUUCCCAGGAUUCAUGUACACUGCACCCACUUCUAGGGACAGUUUAGAACAUCGCCAGUUAACCUAUCUGCAUGUCUUCAGGUUGUGGGGGAGAGGACUGGAGACUGCAAGGCUGCCUAAGAGGCACCCCAUUUCAUAGCCAAGCUGUGUGAGGAGCAGCACUGCCACUUGUUUGUAACCAGCACUAACUACCACUUAUUUGUAACCUUUGUUGUAUUUUCUUGUCCUGAUCCCAUCUUGUUCAUCUCCAUUUGUACGUCCUUCACCUCCCAAAAAGAGCAUGUGUGUUCAAUGUUGACUUGUACCAUUUCUGUCUGAAGUGCAUCUUAGCCUGGUGGAUUAGGAAAUUAAAUUUUCUUUACUCACAAGCAACUGUUUGCCUGAUAUUAAACCGAGGGAUUGAUGCUUUUAUCAUCAUGUCAGUUUUGCAGGUGCUUAUCCAGCAGCUUAUCUUAUUUCUCAUACACAGAAUUUCCACGUCUCCAUGAUACCUGUACUACUCCAGAAUAAUGGCAUCUCUUCUUGCAAAGUAUGCAGCCUGUGUUGAUCUCAGUUUUUCUUUCUCAUUUAUUGCCCCUUUGAUGCUCAUCAGUGAGGAUCAUUGUUACAGUAAAAUUCCUUAUACACACAGAAUUAACUGCAGGUGGAUUAGUUCUACCAGACAGUCUUCAAGAACAAGUAGACAUCCCCAGAGCCAGAACAAUGCUGGCCUCUUCCCCAUACCAAGGAUUUCAGAAAGAAGCCCCUCCUUAAAGAGGACAGCUCCUUGCCAUCUUCAGUUAUUUUUCUUCACACAAGCGAACAGUCACAUGUUCCACAUGAGCAUGUCUGUCCGUCUGUUCCUGGCAAGAUUCACGACCCUAUUUUGGGCUUUAGUCUAUUCUUUGUCGUAUUGAACUGACUGUUUUUGAGCCAAUGUUGAAGUUUUGGGUAUGUUCUCUGUGGCUUGAAAAUCCCUAGUAAAGAAAAAUAACAAAUAUAUUUGCUGGUGACAAAUUGCUCUAAAUGACUUGUGAGCAGUUUUUAUUUUUCGUGAGGAUCACUAGAUUGCAUCCUGUAAACAUUGCAAAACCUUUUAGAAAAUUACCCCCUUUAGCAAAACUCUGAAUUUAAAGGUUUUCAUGAAGGUCAAGAAGUUUGCACUGAGAGAGAGAUGGUAUCUGCCUUCCCCCUAGAUAGACAACCACCUACAAGCUUUAAGACAAACUGUCAUAGAUUCAUGGAUACACUAGACAAGUAAUCUUGAAAAACUUGUAUGAAUUUAGCCAUGUAAGUCAAAGUAUCCCUACCAGUGGGUUUGCUCUGCCUCAGCUGCACUCGCUACCUUUCUAAGGAUGGCUACACAAGCUAUCCUGGGAUGAAUUUAUGAAAAUGUAUCCAGUUGAGAGUGACAUUGAAAUAGCCUUGGGUGCUACUUUGGUUUGUAAGGGAAUCUUUUUCCAAAUAUGGAGAACAUGUUGCAUUAGGAGCCUUUAUUUGCUGAUGAGAUUAAGGUUUUUAUAAGUAUAUUAGAGGUUGAAUAGAAAAUGUUUUUUUCAUAGCACUAAAGGCUAAUCUGUCAGCAAAAACAUAAGCAUAUAAAGGAAAGGUGGGAAAAAAAUUAUCCGUGUGUACAGAUGAAGAGCACUUGGCUUUUCAUACCCCAGUGAUUCAGCAUAAGCCUGUGGGUACCAAUCUCAGGUGCUGCUUUGUUUGCUCCCAGUCCAGACACCUUCUCAACCAGCAUCCCCACAUGCGCCUUUUGGUGGAAGACAGUGGCCUCUGCUUUUGAAGCCAGCCACACCUGUGAUGGUUUUCCCUACAACAUCACAGGUGGAUGCUGGUUCAGGAGUUUGUGGGAAGGCACCAUUAUUUUAUUUUAUUUUUUUUAUGUACUCUUUAUUGAGGGAGUUCGCCCCACUAGCCCAGCAGCAUUUUUUAGGGGAGACCUGAGGUGGAAUUCAUACUGACUAGGGGAGACUUAGACUGGACACAGGGGAACUUCCCCUACUCUUUUCAGUAAGUGCCACAAGGUGUUUUACAUUCACCUAAGCUGCCUUGGUGUCUUAUGUCUACCUGAGCUACAACCACCUAAGGCAGAUGGGACCUCAGUUUAACUUCUCUUCCAAAGGGCAGCAAGCACAGGAGUAUAGCACCAUGUAAUGCUAAAGUGCAGUGUCAAUACAAAAUGAAGCCAGUCACUUUAAGCAGAAAUAAAACCCACAGGCUUCUGAUCUUCCAGCAUCAAAGGUAAGUGUGAUUUCCUUUGAGCCACUGUCAUCACCUACUACUGCUGAUGCUGGGCUAAGCAUCUUAUGGGUUCUCACUCAUAGUGAUGGCCAUUGGUACAUAUAUUACUGACUCCUGCAUCAGCCUUUGCCUUUGGUGAAUAAAAAAAUGUGGAGGCAUUGAGCUACUUCUUUCUUCUUGCUGCCCUAGCACCAUCCACAGGAGAUGUCCCCACCCUAAAAGGAUAGACAUUCUUCAGCAAAAGGGAUCAUCACUGUCUGAAGUGGAAGGAAAAAUCUGCCUCACUCCAACCAGUUUCAUUCCCACUUUGAUACAGCAUCAACAAGUGUAGUAUUGUUUUUGAGGCAUCUCUAGAGGAUGGCUGUUUUAGGGUGUUUAUGAAUUUGAUGAGGAGUUAAACAGCUGACAUAGUUUCAGAUACAAUGUCUUUGUUUAUUAGAUGGAGGAGUCCAGUCCCUCAACUGUGUCCUCCUUGGUGGUCCAGUCAUUCUAUGAUGCUUGUGGACAUCUCACUGGAACCAGUAUCACAAACCCAGUCCUGGAAGAUUGCAUUGUAUGGCCCUACAGAAGUCCAGCCAGUUGUAUAAGUACCCAGUAGUGUACCCUGAUGUUUAGAUCCCUUAAAAGUUUCCAGAUAAUAAGUCCUUAGAUUCAGCAUUCUUCCUAGUGAUAGAGAAAGUUGAGUGUAUAACUCCAAAUAAAGUAGCAUGUCUGACAGUCUUAGGAUCAGAACCAUAUAUUGGAAGACCAGCAUGAUCCCAUUGCCAUGGUGGUGUACU